Messenger RNA from Adineta ricciae, 2136 nucleotides. The record is from the annotation of a GenBank genome assembly. NCBI's taxonomy places the organism in Eukaryota, Metazoa, Rotifera, Eurotatoria, Adinetida, Adinetidae.
AUGGCACCAAAACUUAGUAAUAUACGAAAAAAUAAUCCCGAAAAAGAAAAUCAAGCACAGUUUGUUUUGAUUCGCGAUGAAACAUCGCAAGUGCUCAUUCUUGCUGAUUCGAAGAAAGCGUUAUCGGCGAAGAAAGGUGUUCAGUUAGCACCAGGUAUUACCGUAUCGUGGCAAGAUGAUAAUCGAAAUCGAUGGCGUGGGCCAGUGUUAGCCAUUGGGACAGAAGCACAUUGCUCGAAAAUCAUGUCAACGAUCGAGAGUACUUCAUCAAGUAACAAUACUGAAAUUUCAAGUUCAAAAAGAAAGGAGUCAUCCAAACCUCUUUCAUCAAUAACAGUUCAAUCACAAAAUACGCAAGAAGUUCUAGCCGAUGAAGAAAGUCUAGAGUCAUUAGAAGGUGGUUUCAUUGAUGAAGAGAUCGACAAACCGUCCGAGGACGAAAUCGUUGAUGAAGAAGAGAUUGAACAAGAAGGAUUUGACGAAGAGAAUGAAGAGGAAAAUUCGUCAGUAGUCCAAACAGCCGACAAGCCCACAGGCACAAAACGAUCACUGGAAGAAUUAGUGUCGAAUCCAAUGAAAAAGCAGAAGAUACCUUCUAGUACGUUGACCGUUCCAUAUGCGACAUACUCGAAGAUGGAACAAAAAUGUUUGGCUUUGGAAGCUCAAGUUGCUCGAUACGAGCAAGAAUGGAUGCCCCGUCCGAAGGACCCGCGGGUUAUUCAAUACUUAAUGGAGAUCACGGACAUUCUUCGUGGAAUCCAUAAUAGUGAUGACAAUGAAGACAUGGAAACGUUAUUAGAGAUGAUAACAAAUGAAUUAGGUAUGACUGAAGAAGAUCUGUCAACGUGUCAUCGUAAGUCUGCCACAGCAACGGCUCGUCAGAUUAUGAAACAUCUUUUUCCUAUUCCAUCUGCCGAAUCUAAAUUACGAUUGAAAAACAAGCCUUUCCGAAAUGCUGUCAUCAAGUACACGAGAUUGUCUAAUCCGUCUGAUCCCACUGCCGACGUUGAAAUUCGACAUGCAAUGGGCAACUAUUUCGCCGCAUUUGAAUAUAAGAAUCGUUAUGCUCUAAAUCGUUAUCAUGGUUUCUCAACAAGAAUAAAUGGAGCAAUGGCUAGUGAAAUGCAAGUGCAAGAUAUAAUCCGCGAGACGAAAGAUGACUCUCAUAUGGAAGUUUCGUCGAAUGUUGAUGAUGAAGUGGAUAUGAGCGAUCCUUUCGAUAUGGAUGGACUGGAUCCAGACAUCGAUGUGUAUGACAGGCUACAGGAAGAUAGAAGUUCAACAAAACGUUCUUGUUCAAUGAAAGACAUCGCUGCUACUUUGGUUUUAUUCAAACAUCGUCAUAAUCUUUCUAUUGAAUGCAUAUCAGACAUAUUGUUGCUGUUAACUCUUUUCGGUGUUGAUAAUGUACCAAGUUCAUGGUAUCAAUUGAAAGAACAACUCACUCCGAUCAAACCAUCACGUACUUAUUUUACACCAUGUGAAUCAUGCAUGUCAGCGUCGACAAAUGCAUCAAAAUGUUCUAAGUGUGGACUAGACAUACCAACUUAUAGUUAUGCAAAAACUUUCAUUAACUUUUCAAUCACGAAUCAGCUAGAGAUUAUAUUGAAUAAUAACAAUAUAUUUAAUCUCUUUUCAUCAUGUACAAGUGAUUUAAUCACUGAUAUUAGAUACGGUGAUGUUUAUACGCAAUUGAAGAGAGCGUGUCAUGAUCGUUUUCUCACAUUUACUAUGAACAUUGAUGGCGUUGAAGUAAAAAAGAAAACAAACAAGUCGAUAUGGCCGAUUUUGUUAGUGAUAAACGAACUUCCACUUGAUCAACGUUAUAAUUUGGAAAAUAUUAUCAUAGCUGGUGUGUGGCUAGCACCGCAUAAACCUUCUCGGUUAGACAUGAAAUGCUUACUGUCACCUGUCGUUGAAGAAUUACGUUUGCUGGAGAAUGGUUAUAUAUUCCAAGAUUAUCGACAUUUUCCCAAUAAUCCAAACAUCAUAAUGAGAGUUUUCUUAAUCGCUGCAUGCUGUGAUAAGCCUGCGCAGGCUUUGAUACAAAAUAUACCAGAACCUAUUGCGAGCUUCGGUUGUGGCCGUUGCGAAAUUCAAGGUAAAAAUGACUAUUCAAAUCGCUUUUUUGGUUAA